Messenger RNA from Colletes gigas, 998 nucleotides. Its product is annotated as coiled-coil domain-containing protein 25. Bases 219 to 848 code for a protein of 209 amino acids. The transcript is spliced from 5 exons. The record is from RefSeq and is a predicted model, not a curated record. Lineage: Eukaryota; Metazoa; Arthropoda; Insecta; Hymenoptera; Colletidae.
AUGGUAACUUCGCGACAAAUCCAAUGCCCUCGCCCCUCAGUAGCUCCCCGCUGUUUUGAGUUUGGCUGUUUUCAGUCUCGUGGUUUUGUUUACGAUGAUCCUCUUACAAAUUAACUGUGCAGUAUUAUAACGUUUUACAUCGCAAGUUUCUAUAGUACUGGCUUGAAGUUUGACAAAUAUUGUCAUAACACGUGAUUAAUCUAAUUUUUUUCGUAAUAAUGGUUUAUUAUUUUACGAGUGAAGUUGUACAACCACCAGUAACAUUAUUUAUGGGAGUUGAUAAAUACGAGAACGAAAAUCUUAUAAAAUGGGGAUGGCCGGAAGAUGUUUGGUUUCACGUGGAUAAAUAUUCGUCAGCCCAUGUAUAUCUACGUCUUCAUCCUGGGCAAACAAUAGAUGAUAUACCAAGCACUGUUUUAGAAGAUGCUGCACAAUUAGUAAAAGCAAAUAGCAUUGAUGGUAAUAAAAUAAAUGAUGUCGACGUAGUAUAUACAAUGUGGUCCAAUUUAAAAAAGACUCAGGGCAUGGUAGUAGGACAAGUUGGUUUCCAUAAAGAUAAAGAUGUUCGUAAAAUGCAUGUUUCUAAACGAAUAAAUAAUAUUGUUAAUCGUUUGAAUAAAACUAAACGUUCGGAACAAGUAGAUUUUAAAGCACAAAGAGAACAGCGAGACAGAAACGAACGAGAAGAUAAAAAGAAACUUAUAAGGGAACAAAAAGAAAAGGAAAAAGCAGAAGAGAAACAAAGGAAAGAGGAGGCAGAGAUGAGAAGUUACAAUUCCUUAUUCAAUUCAUCCAACAUGAUAUCAAACACAGAGAAUACUGGAUAUGAUUCGGAUGAUUUUAUGUGAUAAAAUUAUUUAUAUUAUUAAUAAUGUAUGCCUAAUAUAGAGUUAAUAAUCUUGACAAAUAGAUAGAUAUGUUUAAAAUUGAAACAAAAACACUUAUGACUUAAAAAUUUGAGGCUUACAUUGCUUUUAAAUGAAAUUAUUCUUCAUGUA